Anguilla rostrata (American eel) is the source of this 1298-nucleotide messenger RNA. It is a transcript of the gene gchfr, whose product is annotated as GTP cyclohydrolase I feedback regulator. Gene Ontology annotation, cellular component: cytoplasm; nucleus. Bases 128 to 388 code for a protein of 86 amino acids. Gene Ontology annotation, biological process: negative regulation of biosynthetic process. The transcript has 3 exons. Gene Ontology annotation, molecular function: GTP cyclohydrolase binding. Lineage: Eukaryota; Metazoa; Chordata; Actinopteri; Anguilliformes; Anguillidae. The record is from RefSeq and is a predicted model, not a curated record.
GGGUGUUUCCGCAUUCCUGGCUAAACUGUCAGCGAAAGCACACGUUGAGGAGACAGCUAGCUAGCUAGCAACCUCCGAAAGGAACCAAAGACCAACCCCAAGAGACUACGAGAACGCCAAAACAAGGAUGCCUUAUAUUCUCAUCAGCACUCAGAUCCGACUGGAGACUGGUCCUACCAUGGUCGGAGAUGAGUAUUCUGAUCCAGAAAUAAUGAACUAUCUGGGAGCCAGAAAGACAACAGUAUUGGGCAACAACUUUUCAGAGUACCAUGUGGAUGACCCACCUCGUAUGGUUCUGGACAAGCUGGAGAAGAUUGGGUUCCGUGUGGUAACCAUGACAGGGGUGGGGCAGACGCUGGUGUGGUGCCUACACAGGGAGACCCCGUGAUCUGAUUUAGGUCCGACAUUAACUCUGAGAAUGUCGCUCAGCAUGGAGCAUAAAGACUGAGAGGAGCCAGCCGAGCAUUAGCUCUGGGGCUCCAACUUCUGAACAUAUAUUGCUGUAUUAUAUUAAUGUAUUCAUCCUGCCAUUUCUCACCUCUUGGAUGAUCUUAGAACUGAAUGGAGGAACCCACGAUAUGGUACAUGAGCACUGUGUUUUUUACAGACUUACAGUUACAUGUGAAUAGAGACAAAGGUCAAAAGCCGCAUUCAGUAUUACCACACAAUCCAAAUUUUCCUGCUUCUCGAUUUUUAGGUGCAAAGUCUCUUCAUUGAAUAAAUUCCAGAUAGAAUCAGAAUCACAUUGUCGUGACUCCACAGAAGUAAUAUGUUCAAAUGCAGCGAUACUUAACUCCAGGUCCCAUGGGCCACAGUGUCUGCAGGUCCAACCAUGCACUACACCACCUGAUUUCACAAAUUAUUUUACCUCCUUUGUUCAGGAAGUAAGCUCAUUAGUGAAAUCAGGUGGUGUAGUGCAUAGCUGGAGCAAAUGCCUGCACUGUGGCCCGCAGGACUUGGAGUUGAGUAGCCCUGUUCCAAUGCUUCUCCAGCAGCGAAGGGAAGAUGUAGAAUCAAGUAUUAGACUUUAUUUUCUCAGUAUGCAGCAUUAGCCUGCUUCCAUGAAUCUACCAUGGUGCCCUCACUCUAUAGUCAUGCAAUUUGUUUAUUAAUAGAAAGGCGCAGCCUUUUCUUAGUUCCUUUCUGUGCACAGAAGUUAAGAUUAAUGAUGUUAUAAUGGCAGUAAAUGUCCUAUUGUCACUGUGAGGGACAGAAAAGGAUAAGAAAGUUGAAAACAUUAAAACUGUGACUGAAUUUCAUUCUGUUGAAUGAAUUAGAAAUAAACUGAAUGGAGAAUA